Messenger RNA from Enterobius vermicularis (human pinworm), 1635 nucleotides. NCBI's taxonomy places the organism in Eukaryota, Metazoa, Nematoda, Chromadorea, Rhabditida, Oxyuridae. The record is from the annotation of a GenBank genome assembly.
AUGUGGACGUCUUGGUUUCUGUUGAUUUUUCUCUGCUGUCGAUUUGUUCUGACAACAGCUACUGUCGCCGCCGAACAAUGCUGCCGUCGUCGUGGCGUUUCGGAUGACUGUAGCCGAACGUUAUGUAAUCCAAAAAGUAUUCCUGAUGAUUUUGCUGUCUAUAAUAUAUUUGAUCGCCAUAUGAACUGUUUCCCACAUAUGGGAGCAAUUUCUGAAUGCUUAGCUGAUGGACGUAACCACAUGCAUUGCUGUAUUCGUGACGCACGAGAUCGAGAUGAAGAUGCAUGUUUUACGAUGUGCCGAGGUGAGACACCCGGACGUGAUCUACCAUGGGAUAAAUUUCAAACGUGUUUUGCAAUAAAUGUUGAACCAAUGUAUAAGUGUUUUUUAGAAGGCUAUCAAAAUACACCAUCUGCGCCACAAUCGUUACGUAUUUUAUCAAAAACUAAUAAUUCUGUAUCACUUAGUUGGAGUCCAUCGGCUAUCAAUGCACAUCUUAUUGGCAACUAUCAUGUUACACUAACUGAUGCCGAUGAUGCCGGUAAUAUACGCACUGAAAAUACUCGUGAAACAAAAAUUACAAUUAAUAAUCUACAAACUGAUAGCAAAUACAUUGUUUCUGUUGUUGCUGUAACACGCGAUGGAUUAAGACGAUCAUUAUCAGCGGAAAAGUUGCAUUUUUUUACAUCUGGUGCAGCGCCACAAAUAUCUGCCUAUCGCGACGUUGUGUCCGCACCCAGGCAAGCAUCCAGUGUCACCUUGGCUUGUCGAAUGAUAAUCACCGGCACUGUACACCGGCCAACACGAACACAGUGGCUGAAAUAUAACGAUUAUACGAAACGUUUUGAACAUAUCCACAGUUUAUUACCAUCAAAUUAUAUUUCCUACAAUGACAUUCCACGUUACUUUGUAACAACUUUAAGAAUUACAUCAAUUCAAGAGUCUACUGCUGGUCUUUAUCGCUGCUAUGUUUCUAAUGAUCUUGGCAGUGCUCAAGCAGAUAUUACUGUUCAUACUCGUACCAGAGUUACUCCAAAACCAACACCACCAGAAUCACCAGCCAGUUGUUGUAAACGUCAAGGUAUUCGUCCAUUGUGUGCAGCAUUUUGCGGUAAUGACCGUUCACGAAAAACAACCUUAAAAACUGAAGUAUUCAUAAAACACCACUGCGAAGAAGAGACAGAAAAAUUUUUAGCUUGUAGCGCGUCAGAUUCUGAUGAAGGAGCCUGUUGUCUCAGGAAUAAAAUUCCAAGUAGCUGUCUUUUUUUAUGUGAUGGUUCGCAAACAAUCAGUAAAAAUAUUCCGCAGCUUUGCGCUCCGUAUUCAAUGAUUAUUUUUCAAUGUCGUAUGGAGGAAGCAGAGAAUCGUCCAGAAGCAAUUACCGGUUUGAAGGUUAAUCAAGAUGGUGAUAAAAUUUCCACAGUAUGGAACGAGGCAGCUAAAGCUGACGUUUAUCAUGUGUACUACCGACGACGUAAUUCCAGUGAAUGGAUUCUGGAAACCACGUCGGUUACACAUGUGACAUUAGAGGGUUCAAUUGAAGAGAUAGUCGUUGUUCCAUCCAAUAGUGUUGGUAAUGCUCAAGCAGCUCGAAUAUCUAAGCAAGGUGGCAAGUGGAAAGCUUCCUAUUACUGA